This is a messenger RNA of Thecamonas trahens ATCC 50062, 802 nucleotides long. RefSeq names its product ribosome biogenesis protein RLP24. The transcript is spliced from 2 exons. The record is from RefSeq and is a predicted model, not a curated record. Lineage: Eukaryota; Apusomonadida; Apusomonadidae. Gene Ontology annotation, cellular component: nucleolus. Gene Ontology annotation, biological process: ribosomal large subunit biogenesis. Bases 23 to 589 code for a protein of 188 amino acids.
CCCGCCCCCCCACCCGGCAACCAUGCGCCUGCACAAGUGCUGGUUCUGCUCGGCGACCAUCUACCCGGGGCACGGCAUCUCUUUUGUGCGCAAUGACGCUACCAUGUUCCGCUUCUGCUCCUCCAAGUGUCAUAAGAACUUCAAGAUGAAGCGCAACCCCCGCAAGGUCAAGUGGACCAAGGCCUUCCGCAAGGCGCGGGGCAAGGAGCUUGCGGUGGACUCGACGUUUGACUUUGAGCGUAAGCGGAACCGCCCUGUCCGCUACAACCGCGAGCUCGUCUCGGCGGCGCUCAAGGCCAUCAAGCGAGUCGACCAGAUCCGUGCCGCCCGCAAGAAGGCCUUCUACAAGAAGCGCAUGGACGCAGUCAAGUCGAUGCAGCGCAAGGCCGAGGAGACUGAGAUUCGCACCAACAUCUCGCUCAUCGCUCCGCAGGGCACCGCCGAUCUCUCCGUGGAGGAGAUGGCCCAGACCGUCACCCGCACCGUCGCCGAGCGCAAGGCCCGCUCCACCCGCGUCAUCGCCUCGGCCCGCCGCAAGGCCGGCGCCGCCAACAUGUCCGAGUCAGACUCGGACUCGGAGGCCAACUGAUCGCCCUAUUCUGUCCAUUCCCGGCGGUCGGCCAGAGCGCCACAGAGACCUGCGGCCUCGGCACUGCAGCCGCGCCCGCAGCCGCCUCCCUCCCGCCCUUGCCUCCUCCAAUCCCAUCCCCGCCACCAUCCUCUCAUCUCCACCGCCACCCCCUUUACUCCACCCCCACACCGGGCCUCUCCACCCCCAUCCAUCAAAUCCUCCUGCACCAAA